Molecule: messenger RNA, 1412 nt
Organism: Cheilinus undulatus (humphead wrasse)
Lineage: Eukaryota; Metazoa; Chordata; Actinopteri; Labriformes; Labridae
Gene: smtna
Product: smoothelin a
Exons: 8
Coding region: 311-1078 (255 amino acids)
Biological process (GO): actin cytoskeleton organization
Cellular component (GO): filamentous actin; microtubule organizing center
Molecular function (GO): protein binding
Source: RefSeq, a predicted model, not a curated record
ACAUCAUCGACAUGCAGUGGCAAGAAGAGGAGAGAUUCUGGCCAAGGGUGACAGAGACCUCUACCUCCUCCUGGUCCUCCUCCUCGUCCUCCUCUUUUCCCAUCUUGGGAGGUUCAUGUAAGCAACCUCCACUCACUUUCUAAACAUGCAUCUUUACGGAGCUGUACAGUCUGAGGUGUGAUCUCGAGCUCUCCAGUCAUAUCUAAAGGAGGAUUCUGGAGGGGAGAAAAGAGAGGAAGAAACUUCUAAGAAACCCCAAAAAUUGCCACAACCCUCAUUGCUAGUUGACAUCAAGAUUUUCUCCUCAGAAAUGGAGUCAAAAACUGAUAGUGGACCAUCAUCGUUGACCAGUGAAGAGCUGGCUGCUAUUGAAGAUGAAGAGGUUCUCAACAAGAUGUUGGACAAUGCUGAAGAUUUUGAGCAAAGGCGAAUGAUCCGUGCAGCAUUGAGGGACCUGCUGAAGAAAAAAAGAGAUAAACGGGAGCAGGAGAGAGGGUCGAGGCAGCAGGAUUUAAAACAGCAGGGCCUGAGCAAAGGAGGGACAACAGGAGGAGUUGUUAGCAUAGGCAGAGCAUCCAUGAGCCAGCAGCCACCCUUAAACAAGCCACAAAGCAAGCCCUCUCCUUCAGCUUCAACUUCCACAAACAAGACAGCAGGCAGUCAGGCCAGUCCUUCUGCAGCCGCAGCCCAGAAAUGUCCUCCUUCUGCAGCACCCAAUGCUAAGAAUGUCAAGCAGAUGCUUCUUGAUUGGUGCAGAGCCAAAACAGAGCCUUAUGAGGGAGUGGACAUCCAGAAUUUCUCCUCCAGUUGGAAAGACGGCAUCGCCUUCUGCGCUCUGGUACACCGAUUCUUCCCUGAUGCGUUUGAGUACUCCAUCCUCAACCCCAACAAACCCAGGGAGAACUUCCAGCUGGCUUUUAGCACUGCAGAGAGACUGGCUGGCUGCCCCCCUCUGCUGGACGCUGAUGACUUAGUCCGAAUGCACGAACCUGACUGGAAGUGUGUGUACACUUACAUCCAGGAGUUCUACCGCUCCCUGGUGGAGAAAGGCCUGGUCAAAACUAAGAAGAGACUCUGAAGAGCUGAUCUGAUUUCAUACUGUGUUUUUGCAUUUAUAAGCAUGAGCUCACCUCAUUCUGCAGAUUAUUUACAGUGUGUGACGUGUCCGGCUACUGCAUCAUGUGAACGUAAAUGCACAGCAGUCUAAUGUGCAGUAUCUUUGUGUUAGCAGGGACUUAUGGGUGUCCAUGUGCUCUCUGCGGACAGCUGGCGCUUAGGAUCAGUACAUUCCUGUGAGAUUACACAUCUGCAUUAAUCCCAGUCAGAGCCAUAGAGAAGCUGGGAACACUUUUUAUGAUGUUGCUGUUGAGAGCCUGAGUGUGAGUAUUAAAAACGCAGUUAAUAAAUAUCAA